AUGGCGACAGCUCCCCCUUCGACGGCGUGGGAGGCUUUCUGGCCCAUGCCUACUUCCCCGGCCCAGGCAUGGGAGGAGACACCCAUUUUGAUGCCGAUGAACCCUGGACCUUCUCCAACACAGACCUCCAUGGAAACAACCUCUUCCUGGUGGCUGUGCAUGAGCUGGGCCAUGCUCUGGGGCUGGAGCACUCCAACAACCCCAGCGCCAUCAUGGCACCCUUCUACCAAUGGAUGGACACCGACAACUUCCAGCUGCCUGAAGAUGACCUCCGGGGCAUCCAGCAGCUCUAUGGUACCCCGGAUGGCCAACCUCAGCCCACCAGGCCCCUUCCUACAGUGCCACCGAGACGCCCCGGCCGGCCUGACCACCGCCCGCCCAGACCACCACCCCCCCAGCCCCCAGGGGGGAAGCCAGACCGACCCUCCAAACCAGGCCCUCCAAGAGCCACCGAGAGGCCAGACCAAUAUGGCCCCAACAUCUGCGACGGGAACUUUGACACCGUAGCCAUGUUACGAGGGGAGAUGUUCGUGUUCAAGGGCCGCUGGUUCUGGAGGGUCCGGCACAACCGGGUGUUGGACAACUACCCCAUGGCCAUCGGGCACUUCUGGCGGGGACUGCCCAGUGACAUCAGCGCUGCCUACGAGCGCCAGGACGGACGCUUUGUCUUCUUCAAAGGGGAUCAGUACUGGCUCUUCCGGGAGGCCAACCUGGAGUCCGGUUACCCCCAGCCUCUCACAAGCUAUGGGCUGGGCAUACCCUACGACCGCAUCGACACGGCCAUCUGGUGGGAGCCCACAGGGCACACGUUUUUCUUCCAGGAGGACAGGUAUUGGCGCUUUAAUGAGGAUACUCAGCGAGGAGACCCUGGCUACCCUAAGCCCAUCAGCGUCUGGAAGGGAGUGCCGUCUUCUCCCAAGGGGGCCUUCCUAAGCAACGAUGCAGCCUACACCUACUUCUACAAAGGCACCAAAUACUGGAAAUUUGACAAUGAGCGGCUACGGAUGGAGCCUGGAUACCCCAAGUCCAUCCUCCGGGACUUCAUGGGCUGCCAAGAGGAGACAGCUGAUCCUGACUCUGGGCGACGCUGGCCCGACCUGCAUCGGCCACCCUUCAACCCUAAUGGGGGAGGCAGGGAGGAAGAGGAGAGAGAAGAGGACAGGGGCUACCCAAGGCGGCCCGGGGAGGAGGAACAGGAGAACGAGGUGUCAGAGGAUGAAGAAGGAGACUAUGGGGAUGACAGCAAAGGCGGUGGCAACCGUGUGGUGGUGCAGAUUGACGAGUACACACGGACCAUGAAUGUGGUCAUGGUGCUGGUGCCGCUGGUGUUGCUGCUUUGUAUUUUGGGUCUCAUCUAUGUCAUCAUCCAAAUGCAGAGGAAGGGAGCCCCAAGGAUGCUGCUGUACUGCAAACGCUCCUUGCAGGAGUGGGUCUGACCUCAGCCCAUCCAUCCAUCCAUCUACCCACCUAUCCAUCCAUCUACCUACCCAUCCAUCCAUCUACCAUCUACCCAUCCAUCCAUCUACCAUCUACCCAUCCAUCCAUCCACCAUCUACCCAUUCAUCCAUCUACCCACCCAUCCAUCUACCCACCCAUUCACCCACCUAUCCAUCCAUCUACCCACCCACCCACCCACCUACCUACCAAGGCCACAGUCACAACUGGAGCCUGCUUCAUCCCAUCCCACACGGUGCUAACCCAUAGAUGUGUAUGUAUAUACUGUGUUUGUUGAUGACUUCUGCUGAUGCUGACAUUGAUCUCCGUCCAUGGCUGUGGGUGGUUUUCUGCCCAUCACCAAUCCUUAACACAAAUGUUUGCUUUGCCAGCCCCAGAGACUGGCAGCAGCCUGGAGACUCCCUCACCUAUUCCCCUUCUCUAUUUAUACUAAGAUGCUUCUCUCUCUCUCCCUCUUUUUGGGGGUAGCUCAGUAGGGCUCCCCCCAUCCCGACUUAGUGAGUGUAGGUGGAAAUGGUCCCCACUCCCUUCACUUCCUCACUUUCUUUAGGGCAGACAUUGAAGGUCCUCUCAAUCCAGUUGUUGUUCCCUCAUAGGGAGGACCCUGGGCAGUCAUCUUCCUUUAUAGAUGAGGCCUUCAAAGAGAGUGAGCGGCAGGGCCCAGAUUUGAACUCAGGUGUUCUGACUUGAAAUCUUGUGCUCCUUCUCCUAUGCCUGUGAGAAUUAGGGUCCUGUCCAGGUCAUCGUCUCUCCUUUCCCGUGCUGGAGCCAUAGGGGCUGCCACUGCCCUGGUUCCUGGGCCUGCUUCCUUUGCUCCUUCUGGACUGAUAUGCAAGGAAGUCAAGAGGCCAGUACAGGUGUCCGUGUUUGCUUUGGAGACCAGUUGCUUAGCGAGGCAGGGAGCCUAGGGGAGCCUGCCUGAGGAAAGAGUCUUGAGCGUAGCCUGGGAAAUCCCCCAGCCCUGGAUUGGUCCCACUUUGGGGGCUGAGGACACGACCGUGUCUCCCCAGGGGCCCCUCCUAGCUCAGCUCAGCAGAACAGAUGAAUCCCUUAAAUAAAUGGGGUUAGGGAUUCUUCUCCCAGCCUCCUCUGAGCUAGGGAGAUGUAAUUGCCUGGGUCCUAGUCAAAGGCACGUCCAGAGUGGCACCAAAUAUUCAGGGCUUUCCCCUAAUGCUACUCCCAGCCCUUGCUCCCCCUCCCCUUGUAGGCAGGGUAGCAGGGUCAGAGUACCAUUGCCUGAAGAAUGGCUGUCCAGGGGCAGGAGCGAUGGAUGAGGGAGAAGAGUGACGUCUCCCCCUUCCAGAGAGCCAACCCAAGACCCCCACGCUGACUCUGCAUGGCGUCCUUAGCACCUCAUUAGUAAAACUCAUUCGGUUAAGACAGGAAGCUCCCUCGUCUUCCCUUGCCUCUCCUGUGGGACUCCACUUUGGGGUGUCCUUUCCCAGAAUGGGGACAUAAAUUGCAUAUAGGAUUACAAAGGAAACCGGAAGAGUUACCAAAAUAGAGUCUGCAGAGUUAGCAGCCUCCAGGCUUGGAACCACCCUCUCUCCACUCCCCCCCAAUCCAGGGGAUCACCCUCUUUCUCCCUGUCCAUCCCACUCACUGAGGGUGCCUUCCUGCCUCUAAACCACACGUAAGAAUUCUUAGCUCCAGAUCUGUAUAGAAUUUAGCACCAGAAGGAACCUUAGAAACCAUCCACUCCAAUAUAGUCAUCUUAGAACCCAGAGGGCAAGCGAGGGGCACCUGGGGGCUCGGAAGAGAGUCAAGCCUGGAGAUGGGAGGUCCUGGGUUCAAAUGUGCUCUCCGAUGCUUCCUAGCUGUGUGACCCUGGGCAAGUCACUUCACCUCCAUUGCCUAGCCCUUACCACCCUUCUAACUGAUACUUAGGAUUGAUUCUAAGACAGAUGGUAAGGGGGGGUCUGUUUUUUAAGAGGGGGAAGGGGGCAAGCGAUUUACAAGAAGUUACAGAGUUAGAAACCAACAGAGAGGAUUCAAACUUGGGCCCUAAGCCCCAUCUUUUGGCUGCAUCAGGGGUUCUUCACCUGCAGUAUCUGAACCCCCAAAGGGUCCAUGGGAGCAUUUCAGGGGUUCUGUGAGCUCUAAUGGGGGAAAAAUGGCGUCUUCAUUUUCACUAACUUUUGGUUUCCUUCGUCAUCGCCAGCCUUUGAUUUUAUUCCUUUAAAAAUAUGAUUUUGAGAAGGAAGAGGUUCUCCAAACGGUCACCCAAGGGACUCGGGAGACAAAAAAAAAUUAGGGAUGUCUGGGCUCUGCCACAGAGGUUUGCAGAGUGACUCGUCCUAGGGAUGUGUUGUGGCUUGGACUGAUCUCUUUCCUUGGCGAUAAUGGUAGCCGCCACCUCUGCAUGGCUCCGACGGAGGGGGAGCCUCCUCGGACCCUCCAUCUCUACGUGACUUGGAAGAAAUGGGGCUCUGGAACGCUGAUUAAACCAGAAAUCCAAAGGGGUUUGGGGAGGCCGGAAAAUGGACUGUGUAGGCCUGGCCCCCCUCCCGGCCCAUUGGAAUGGCUUCGCUCAAGGCCACGGUGGAGUCCGUUUGGGGCUCACGGCCCUCUCUUUCAGGUAGACGCUGGCGGUGGCCGCUGGGCCUUGCUUGCUUGGCCCGGAGAGGUCUUCCUUCAUCAGCUCUCUGUCCCAGCGUCACCCUCUCCAGGCCCCCGGUGGCUGCUGGGGCUCUGGGGCCCCUCUAGAGCUCGUGUCGCUGGGAUGCUUCUGGGUUUAGAUCUGGGAAAGGAGAGAAGGGAAAGGCAAGCAGUCUGGAGGAAGAAUUCUUCCGUUGGCCAACCAAAGAUGGGAAGGACCAAAUGGAACCCCCGAAGUGCCCUAUCUGCCUCCCUUCCUCCCGGGGCUCUGCCUGGGGGCUCCCACCGACCCGGGAGGGGCUGCAGCCGCUGAGGCCCCGUCCCAGAGGUCCUCCCUUCAUGCCUUGACCUGCUUUGCAUCUGCUCUCCUCCCCCUCCCUACUUCCCCACUCCAAAGUAAACACGAGUCUCCGGCCACUGUGGGAAACGGUACUGGGAAGCUGGGCUCUCUGAUCUCCACGCGCCCUCCUCAUCCUCUCCUCUCUGGGAGGCCUCGGCGGAAGCUGGCCAGGGACCCCCUCGUUGGUGGGGCCGUGAAGGGGGCCGGGAAUGGCUGUCCUGGCACUCGGGAGGGGUUCGCUCAAACCCUUGCCUGCCCGUCUCAGAGAUCCCAAAGGCCGCUGGUUCUUUCUCCUCUGCUGUCCCCACCUCCCCCGGGGUCCUGCUGGGGGGCCCUGACACUCCCCGACAGGCAGUGGGCCGCUUCGUGGCCAGGCUGGCUCGAUGGCCCCGUGUACAUUUCUGUAAAUAACGCGCAGCGUAUUAAAUUGUACAUACCGCUUCCUA
Messenger RNA from Monodelphis domestica (gray short-tailed opossum), 4839 nucleotides. It is a transcript of the gene MMP15, whose product is annotated as matrix metallopeptidase 15. Gene Ontology annotation, cellular component: extracellular matrix. Gene Ontology annotation, molecular function: metalloendopeptidase activity; zinc ion binding. NCBI's taxonomy places the organism in Eukaryota, Metazoa, Chordata, Mammalia, Didelphimorphia, Didelphidae. The record is from RefSeq and is a predicted model, not a curated record. Gene Ontology annotation, biological process: extracellular matrix organization; collagen catabolic process; proteolysis.